Molecule: messenger RNA, 711 nt
Organism: Entamoeba nuttalli P19
Lineage: Eukaryota; Evosea; Mastigamoebida; Endamoebidae
Exons: 1
Source: RefSeq, a predicted model, not a curated record
AUGACUGAUACACACCAAUCAUGGAUUGAUAUGGCUACAGAAACUGAUGUUGCUAUCCAACAACCUGUAGUUGAGAAGGUUGAAGAAACACAAAAGCCACAAGAAAUGACAUAUUAUAAAGAAAGAUAUGGAGAAUCUGAUUAUGUAUUAAUGUUUUGGAAUCCAAGUCAACCUCUUGAACAAUGGAUGAUUAAAGACUUAUUAGAAGGAAUUGAUGUAAAAGCUAGAGGAAUUAGAGUAGGUAAAACUGGAAAGUGUUAUGCUGAUUUUGAAAAUGCUGAAACACUUGAACGAGUAAAAGAACUUGAUGGAAAUUCAGUAGGAGAUAUUGUCAUCACUAUUUCUGCUGUUCCACCAAGAGAUGACUCACAAAAGAAUUCAUUCAAUAAACCAAGAAGAGAUGGAAGAGAGCCAAGAGAAGAAGGUAAUGAACAAAGAAGAAGAGGUAGAGGAAAUAGGGAAGGUGGAUCAUACAGAGAAAGAAAAGAAAACCAAGAAAGAAAGGAACGUGGUGAUGGAGAAGAACAAGGACAUAGAGGACGUGGUGGAUAUAGAAAUAAUUAUAGAAAUGGAGAAAAACGAGAUUAUAAACCAAGACAUCAUUAUGGUAAUGAACAACAAAAAGAAUCUACAAAAGAAGAAGUAAAAUCAACAGGAACAACUCCUCAAGGAACAACAGUUGAAUCUAAACCAAUUGAACAUAAGACUGAU